Molecule: messenger RNA, 1110 nt
Organism: Lachancea thermotolerans CBS 6340
Lineage: Eukaryota; Fungi; Ascomycota; Saccharomycetes; Saccharomycetales; Saccharomycetaceae
Gene: YIG1
Product: Yig1p
Exons: 1
Coding region: 1-1110 (369 amino acids)
Molecular function (GO): protein binding
Source: RefSeq, a predicted model, not a curated record
AUGGGGAUUCCUGUAACUAUUUUCGACGGAGGUCUUCUAUGGCCCAACGGUGGGAUAAAAGGGUUUUUCGAAUCAUGCCAGAGCGAACAUGUCGAACACGCUUCUCGGCCAGGAUUGGCACAAAGAAGGUCUAGCGGCUGGGACCUAGACUCAGGUCCUUGCUGGCGCCUCGAAAGAGCCUACACGUGUGAGGAUACGGAGCUGACCAGGCUUCCCAGCUAUAAGCGGGUUGAUGGACAGUUUUGGUGUUUUUGGCGCCCGGACGGUUCGAAGGUGGGUAUUGUUGCCGCCGACGGAAAUACAGUACUCUCCAAUAGUAUGUCACUAUCUCUGCCCUCUGGAAUCUCAGCCAUGGACAUUGUGAAUGCACAUAGCGUCGCAUUCGGCACCUACGAUGGCGUUCACGGAAUGUAUGAUCUCGGGACAAAUCGCGUGGUAUACGCAAACACAUCGUUCUCACAACCCAUAACGCACGUCUGGUGCCGCGUCACGGCUGACGGUGGAUCAGUUGUGACUUUCAGCUCCCAUAACACCAGUAUUUCUGUGGUGGGUCUCUCAGGUGUACGCAGCGAGACAACAUUUCUGCGUGGCGGGCAACCUACCUUACGCCCGAUUGAAAGCGUUGAUCUGAAUGCCGCCGCAACCAAGAUCGCCAUGUGUGACGCGCGAAACGUCUGGGUCCAUGAGCUCACCUCAUACACUUACCAGCCUGUACCAGGCUUGUUUCUCCAAGAAGGCGAGUUUGUGGUUUCGUUGAAGUUUGCAAGUACCCGGGAUUCCCUCCUUGUUGCAACCUCACAGCGGCUUCUCAUAUACGAACCUGGGACUACUUACGCGGUGCCAGUCUGCAACAUGCGUCACGGAGCUGUUUUUGAGUUUUUUGAAGAAGACUCAAGAAUUAUGGUCGAGCAGCAGCAUCUCUACGGGACUCACAUGGCUUGCUUUGCCCUUGACGAACAUACCUCCCAAUGGUCACAGGUUGGCUAUUCUGAUGUCAGAGCUCAGUUCGGCAUUAGGAAAGUUCACUACUUCUUCGCUUUACGUUCCCAGUUGCACGUGCUCUCCGACUCGGGCAACUAUUCUAGGUUUACGAGCACAGAGGAUUACUGA